Messenger RNA from Cadophora gregata, 1164 nucleotides. RefSeq lists its product as uncharacterized. Lineage: Eukaryota; Fungi; Ascomycota; Leotiomycetes; Helotiales; Ploettnerulaceae. Gene Ontology annotation, cellular component: cytoplasm. The record is from RefSeq and is a predicted model, not a curated record. The transcript has a single exon. Bases 1 to 1164 code for a protein of 387 amino acids. Gene Ontology annotation, molecular function: flavin adenine dinucleotide binding; electron-transferring-flavoprotein dehydrogenase activity.
AUGUCUACUCACGAGAUUCUCAUCCUAGGAGGUCACCACUCCGGAAUCAAUGUCGCACAUUACCUUCUCCGCCAUGUCAUCCCAAAGGUCUCAAACUUGACUCCCUCAACUCCUUACCACGUUACAAUCGUCACUCCCAACACCGAUUUCUACUGGAACAUCGCCGCCCCGCGCCUCAUCGUCAGCGAGACUCUCAUUCCAGAAGAGAAAGUCUUCCUUCCCAUUGCAAAGGAAUUUGCAUCCUACGAUGCCGCGCAAUUCACGCUCGUCAAGGGAAAAGCCACGGCUCUUGACGCAGAGAAGAAGACCGUGACAGUGAGCAAUGGUGAGAGCAUCACGUAUUCAAGUCUCGUGAUCGCGACCGGCUCGUAUUUUGAGUCGCCUGUAUGGCAGCUGAAUGAGACCGAGGAGAAGUUGAAGUCUGAGAUCUCGGCCUUGAGGACGGCUCUCCAAGGUGCAAAGACAGUCUUGAUUGCAGGCGGAGGAGCAAUCGGCGUCGAAACAGCCGGUGAAAUCGGUGCUCAAUUCCCCAACCACGACACCACCAUCCUCUCCGGCGGUGCUCGAUUACUCCCCAGACUCGUCCCAGGUAACAGCUCAGCCGCGGAAUCAAGACUCAAAUCCCUAGGCGUGAAGACCGUCCACAGCAUCAAGGUAUCCUCCAGCACGAAAAAUGCAGAUGGAACCACGACCGUGACUCUGGACGACGGCUCCUCCAGAAUCGUAGACGUCUUCAUCGACGCCACAGGCCCCAAACCAAACACCACGUUCCUCCCUCCCUCCUGGCUCACUUCCACCGGUCACGUCCUCACAGACGAGAAGACCCUCCGGACCAACCAGCCGGGUAUCUACGCGAUUGGCGACGUUGCGUCCUACAGCAGCGGUAGCGUGGUGGACGCCAACAACUCUGUCGCUCCGCUGGGCACCAGCAUCGGCAUUGACCUCGCCAACGCUGCUGGUCCAGGGAACGAGAAGCUGUUUGUGCAGAAAGAGUUCAAGCCGUUCAAGGAUACGCAGUUCGUGCCUACAGGGCCGAGUGGUGGCGUUGGGCAGGUUAUGGGUUUCAAGGUGCCGAGUUUGGCGGUUUGGUUGGCGAAGUCGAGGACGUAUUUUGUAUGGAUGGCGCAGGGAGCUGUGGAGGGUGGUGGUGUUAAGAAGGCGUGA